Amorphotheca resinae ATCC 22711 is the source of this 2622-nucleotide messenger RNA. RefSeq lists its product as hypothetical. The record is from RefSeq and is a predicted model, not a curated record. The transcript is spliced from 3 exons. NCBI's taxonomy places the organism in Eukaryota, Fungi, Ascomycota, Leotiomycetes, Helotiales, Amorphothecaceae. Bases 245 to 2563 code for a protein of 772 amino acids. Gene Ontology annotation, cellular component: cell division site; growing cell tip; plasma membrane.
UCUAUUCUAUCCCAUACCGUCCCCCCCCCGCCAUUCAAUGCAACUGCGACAAGGCGCCCUGCUUGACCAAUUCUCACCAAUGCAGUCGGUCCUCGCCUUGAGUCCACGCCUCGAACCCUCCGUCCGAGUACAGAUCGUUCCCUCGCAUCGCGACCUUCGCAACACUCCUCCAACCGCCGCGUCUUGAGGACGCCGGCAUACACAAUCAUUUCCAGAUUCGCGCGCUUUUUUUAUUCUUUUCACCAUGUUGAGACCGGCGACCCCUUUGACGAUCCUGCUGUUCGCAGCAUUCGUCCUGCUGCUUAUAUCCGUCAUCUCGACCCCAAUCGUCAAGCAGAUCCCCCUGGCUUCAUAUGGCGGCUAUGAUUUUGGCGUUUUCGGAUACUGCAAAGGGGAUACGUGCAGUAAUGUCGAGGUUGGAUACAAUACUGCCAAACUCUUCAGCGAUUCCCAAACCAAGAGCUUCGAUAUUCCAACCGACACAAGAACAACCCUCUCGGCGAUUCUUAUCGUGCACCCCAUUGCGGCCCUCUUUACCCUUAUCAUGCUCGUUCUCGCAGCCGCUGCCCAUUUUCGUUCACCUUCACACUCUCCUAGAUACCUUCUGGGAGUCUUCAUCCUAAGCAUCUUGACAUUGCUCCUUUCCCUACUCUCUUUUCUUAUUGAUGUCCUGCUGUUUAUACCCCAUAUGGCAUGGGGAUCCUAUAUUGUCUUAGCAGCUACCAUUCUCAUCGCUGUGAGCGGCGUUGUCUCCUGUGCAAUGCGACGGACCUUGGUCAGUCGAAAGGCCCGCAAACGUCGUAUCGCGGAGAAUGCAGAAAUGAACGGGGAAAACUACUAUAAUCGCCAAGGGACGUCUGCUCCUAUCACUCCUAUGGUCAGCAAUUACGUGGACAAGGGAGAUUCAGGCGUUGACAAGUUGCCGUCUUUUGCUACUUUUGAGAUGAAGAAGCCUGAGGAAGACAGGACUAGUGAUGAACGCAUCCCCUUAACGACGAAAACUUCCGAAACCUCCCCGAAUUCCACGCCAGGAGGUCCCUCAAUGGCACCGCGCGAUCCAACUCUACCCACGGAUCAAUAUGGCAAUGCUCUGCCCAUGCCUCCUCUAGGCUCACGUGAAAUUCCAAGUCGAGACCCGUCAGCCGACCCAUCAUUAAGUCGUCAGUACUCUGAUACAUCCAUCAAUUCAAGAGGAAGAGGAAUGCCUUAUAGGGGGAGGGGCGGCUUCCCUCCUGGCCGAGGUGGGUAUGGCCCGCCCCCUAGAGGGGGUUAUGGCCCACCCCCGAAUGGUAGAGGGGGGUAUGGUCCACCUCCAAAUGGUAGAGGGGGAUAUGGCCCACCCCCGAAUGGCAGAGGGGGGUAUGGUCCACCCCCAAAUGGUAGAGGGGGAUACAGGGGAGGCUAUGGAUUUCCAAAUGGCCGCGGUGGAUAUGGACCGCCCGGACCCUAUCGAGGACCGCCCAUGGGUGUGCAGAUGGGUCCGCCCAUAAAUGGUGAGAUUAUGGCAGGUCCAAUGCCUAUGAUGAGAGGCAGAGGAGGCAGAGGGCCACCGCCGGGAUAUGGACGUGGCGGUUAUGACAGAGCAAUGUCCCCACCAGGCCGCCCCUAUAGUCAAUACGGACAGGGACCUCCGCAACCUGAGGGUGAUGUGUACGGUAGGAAUGCUUCCCCUCGGCCGCCUCCUCCAGCUGGCGAAUACCGAGCAUAUAAUCCUCCGGAGGCUCGCGAUUCCCUUCCAAGAGCCGAAACACCCCCACCGCUACCAGAAAUUGAGCAGGAGGGGCCCGUAGGUCAAGCUAUUGAGAUGGAUGCAACAACAGGCAGCCCUUCCCACGCACCAGAUGGAUUCGGCACCCAAUUUGGACAAUUGAGGGACAGUGAUGGAGAUGUUGCCGGCAUGGUUGGACUUCAACAACAGCGUCAACAUCUGCAGGUCCGUCCAGAUACUGCUAUGACGGAUGGAAGUAGAUACAGUACGGACGAACCUUCCGGACCAUCACGUCAGCCAUCCGCAGAAGGGGAGCGGCGUGCUCCUCUGAACCAAACUUCCGAAGCAACCGAACUCGCAACCGCAGGGCCUUCAGAUCAAAGGCGAGUCAGUUCAGGAGGUGACAAUUAUUACGAAGAUGUCGCUCCUCAGUUUGCGGAAGAGCCACCCGCGGCCUCGUCCCCUGUUCCGACUCCCUUGGGACAACCAUAUCGCUCGAAUCGUCGCUCGAAUAAUAAUCUUCAACCCCUUGCGCUUGGUGGACCUGGUGGUAGUCAGUCUUAUGAAGAUAUUUACUCUGGCUCUCGCAGCCCGGCGGAGUCAGACCUGUCAAAUUUUACUUCUGUAUCUCAACGUGGGAUCAAUCCUAGAUGGAAUGCUGGUCAACCUGGAUAUGAUCAGCCGAUGACGAGCCGACGUCCCCCGCAAAGGACCGACAUUCUUCUGAACUCAAACCCAGACUUUGAAGUACCAGGUAGCCGCAGCAAGCCUGGUCCGGGAAGGGGACGCGCACCUGGUCAAUUCCAAGGCACGGGGAUGGUUCCCGGCAGUGCUUAUCCUGGUGGCGCUCUUUAAAUGCUUCUUGGAGGUAGAAACUCCUUCACCGAAAGCUAUGAAUCUUUUGAGCGUCAUUC